Molecule: messenger RNA, 1779 nt
Organism: Malurus melanocephalus (red-backed fairy wren)
Lineage: Eukaryota; Metazoa; Chordata; Aves; Passeriformes; Maluridae
Gene: VPS16
Product: VPS16 core subunit of CORVET and HOPS complexes
Exons: 11
Biological process (GO): intracellular protein transport; endosomal transport; vacuole fusion, non-autophagic
Cellular component (GO): cytoplasm; HOPS complex; lysosomal membrane
Molecular function (GO): actin binding
Source: RefSeq, a predicted model, not a curated record
CCCACACAGACCCCCCCUGGGCUGAGCCCCUCGGCGGGGCCGUUCCUGCACAUGGCUGUGUCCUUCACCCACCGACACCUCGCGCUCUUCUCCGAGUCUGGCACCGUCUGGAUGGGGAUGGCCUCGCUCAAGGAAAAAUUCUGCGAGUUCAGCACCGGCAUCCGCUCCCCGCCCAAGCAGAUGGUUUGGUGCACGCGGCCCCGCAGCCGGCAGCGAGCCGUGGUGCUGGCCUGGGACCGGCAGCUGAUGGUGGUGGGCAAUUCCUCGGAGUGCAUCCGGUAUCCUUUGGGAAAAGGGAACCCUCCUGGUGCUGCUGCCACCUCCUCUGUCACCCACACCGGUGUCCUGGGUGUCCCCUUGGCCAGCCAGGAGAUUUUCCGGAUCGCCUCCAUGGCUCCGGGCGCUCUGCUSCUCGAGGCACAGAAGGAAUACGAGAAGGAGAGCCAGAAAGCCGAUGAGUACCUGCGGGAGAUCCGGGAGCAGCAGCUGCUGCCCGAGGCCGUGGGCCAGUGCAUCGAGGCUGCGGGCUACGAACACGAGCCAGAGACACAGAAAUCCCUGCUGAGGGCGGCUUCGUUUGGGAAGUGCUUCCUGGACAARUUCCCCCCGGAGGGUUUCGUGCGCAUGUGCCAGGACCUGCGGGUCCUCAACGCCAUCCGUGACUACCAGAUUGGCAUCCCGCUGACCUUCACUCAAUACAAACAGCUCACCAUCGAGGUGCUGCUGGACAGUGGCCCAGAGGGGACACAGACAGGCCACCCUGGGGUGACACCCCUGUCCCCUGCACAGCUCCUGGAGUACGAGCCCCGCUCCGGGGAGCAGGUGCCGCUGCUGCUGAAGAUGAAACGGAGCAAACUGGCCCUGGGAAAAGCCAUCGAGAGUGGGGACACCGACCUGGGAUCUCACCUGGGAAAUGACGUGUCCAUGUGCUGUGUCCGUGCCGUGUCCAUGCCAUGUCCGUGCCAUGUCCGUGCCGUGUCCCAGCGGAUCGAGGGGCGCGUGGCAGCCCUGCAGAACGCCCUGGAUGAGUUCUACAAAGCCAAGAACGACUUUGCUGCCAAGGCCACUGAGGAGCAGAUCAAGCUGCUGCGGCUCCAGCGGCACCUGCAGGAGGACCUGGACAAGCCCUACCUGGACCUGUCCCUGCACGACACCGUCUCCACCCUCAUCCUGGAYGGGCACCACAAACGCGCCGAGCAGCUCUACCGGGACUUCAAGAUCCCGGAUAAGAGGUACUGGUGGCUGAAGAUCAACGCCCUGGCCACCCGUGGGGACUGGGAGGAGAUGGAGAAGUUCUCCAAGAGCAAGAAGUCGCCCAUCGGGUACCUGGUGAGAGCUUCUCCUGCUGGGGGGCAGCAGCCUCCUCUCCACUGUCCUUCCAUCCUCUUCCUCCCCUCUCCAGCCCUGCCAUCCUCAUCCUUCCAUCCCCUUCCUCUCCUCUCCAACCCUGCCAUCCUCUUCCUCCCCAUUCCUGUUCUACCAUCCCCUUCCUCCCCUCUCCAGCCCUCCCAUCCCCUUUCUCUCCAUUCCCACUUAACCAUCCUCUUCCUCCCCAUUCCAGCUCUCCUCUCCUGUUCCUCUUCUCUCAGCCCUGCCAUCCUCUUUCUUCCAUCCUCUUCCUCCCCAUUCCAGCUCUCCCAUCCCUUUUAACCCCUCUUUAGCUCUCCCAUCCUCUUCCUUCUCCAACCCUUCCAUCCUCUUCCUCCCUCUCCAUCUCUCACCAUCCCCUUUCUCCUUCUCCAGCCAUCCCAUCCUCUUCCUCCCAUCCUCUUCCUCCCC